CUGAAAGCAGGGUGGACAGAGCGAUGGACAGAAGGCUGUACAGGGGGAUACAGACACUGGGCCGGGUGUGACCUUAAAAUAGCGAUUAGAAUACAUGCAUGACCAGCAGGAUUCUUCCACAAUUAUGUUUCCUUCUUAUUGCCACAUUUUUGGGUGGGGGUCUUGGCCUGUUCUAUCAUCUUAGUUGUAAGCCAUAGAAGGCAAAUAAGGGGGAGGACUAGACACAGGCUCUCAUACAGUGACUGUAGGGCCCCCCCAGCCACAAGUGUCACACUGCAAGCAUCAACGUACGACAGUAGUGUAGGACUAAGACCGCGACAUCCGAUAAUUGUGUCAGUGACCAGACCGCGACAUCCGAUAAUUGCGUCAGUGACCAGACCGCGACAUCCGAUAAUUGCGUCAGUGACCAGACCGCGACAUCCGAUAAUUGCGUCAGUGACCAGACCGCGACAUCCGAUAAUUGCGUCAGUGACCAGACCGCGACAUCCGAUAAUUGCCUCAGUGACCAGACCGCGACAUCCGAUAAUUGCGCCAGUGACCAGACUGCAACAUCCGAUAAUUGCGCCAGUGACCAGACCGCAACAUCCGAUAAUUGCGUCAGUGACCAGACCGCGACAUCCGAUAAUUGCGUCAGUGACCAGACCGCAACAUCCGAUAAUUGCGUCAGUGACCAGACCGCAACAUCCGAUAAUAGUGUCAGUGACCAGACUGCAACAUUUAAUAAUAGCGUCAGUGACCAGACAGCAACAUCCGAUAAUUGCGUCAGUGACCAGACCGCAACAUCCGAUAAUAGCGUCAGUGACCAGACAGCAACAUCCGAUAAUUGCGUCAGUGACCAGACCGCGACAUCCGAUAAUGGUGUCUGUGCCUAACCAGACUGCAACAUCCCAUAAUAGCAUCAGUGACUAGACCGUGGCAUCUGAUAAUAGCGUCCAUGACCAGACCACAACAUCCGGUAAUAGCGUCCAUGACCAGACCACAACAUCCGGUAAUAGCGUCCAUGACCAGACCACAACAUCCGGUAAUAGCGUCCAUGACCAGACCACAACAUCCGGUAAUAGCGUCCAUGACCAGACCACAACAUCCGGUAAUAGCGUCAUUGACUAGACUGCAAUAUCCGAUAAUAGCAUCAGUGACCAGACAGAAACAUCCAUUGAUAGUGUCACCGUUGAGACAAAAAAAAAAAACGGAUAACGUCACCGACUGUACAGUACCAUCCCAUAAUAGUGUAACCAGCCAGAAAACACCCCAUAAGAGCAUCAUUGACAAUACUGCAACAUCCCAUUAUAGGAGCAUUAGCCGGGUGAGACGUAUCCCAUAUUAGUGUCAUAGCCCAGGUGACAUCAGAUAACAGCAUCACUGGCUAGACCAUAACAUCCCAUAUUAGCUUCACACCCAGCCACAAGCGUCAGUGACAGAGUUGCUGGUUGUAGCAUCGGCCUAGAAAUGAAGUCGUCUCGGCUCAUUGUGGACACAGACCUCCUCAUCAGCGAGGUUAAGAAGCGUCCGGCCGUGUACGACCAGCAGGAGGACACCUACAGCGACCGCAGCAAAAAGCAGCAAUGCUGGGAUGAGAUCUGCGCCAUUCUUGUACCAGGCUGGGAGGAGAGUAGUCAACUGGAGAAAAGCUGCAAGGCUAAAGAAAUCCAAACUCGGUGGAGGUCCUUGAAGGACUGUUUCCGAAGGGAGCUACAUCUGCAGAAGAAGGAAGCAAGGAACGGAUCAUCGCCUUCAAAACGGAAACGAUACAUGUUCUACGACCAGCUAACCUUCUUGGAAUCUACUUUGAUGCGGAGAUCAACAUCUGGAAAAACUUCGGACACUCAGGAAAGUCCUAAAUCUGAGGGCAGCGACUCGGAACCCCCACAGAGUCCAUUGCCAGAACGUGUGUCACAGAUCCCUGAACCUCCACGCACCAAGAGGAGUAAGUCAGGGGGAAGUGGCUUUGGGGACUUUGAAAGCCAAAUUAUUGGGAUGGUUGAUUCUCUAAAGAAGAAGAAUGACAACGAGAAGGAUGAAGAUUACUUGUUCGUCCAGUCGCUGCUCCCCUACUUGAAGAAAGUCCCUGAGGAGAAGAAGAUUGAUUUACAAAUAGACAUUUUGCAGCUCGUGAAAACUUACAUGCAGCCCUCGGUUUCAACACCCCUGAUGGAAUAGACCGUGUCCUCACCUCGGGCAAAUAUGUAGACAAUAAACCUGUUUCACACACUUA
Molecule: messenger RNA, 2212 nt
Organism: Bufo bufo (common toad)
Lineage: Eukaryota; Metazoa; Chordata; Amphibia; Anura; Bufonidae
Product: transcription factor Adf-1-like
Exons: 3
Coding region: 1447-2157 (236 amino acids)
Biological process (GO): regulation of transcription by RNA polymerase II
Cellular component (GO): transcription regulator complex; nucleus
Molecular function (GO): DNA binding
Source: RefSeq, a predicted model, not a curated record